Molecule: messenger RNA, 1258 nt
Organism: Chaetomium fimeti
Lineage: Eukaryota; Fungi; Ascomycota; Sordariomycetes; Sordariales; Chaetomiaceae
Exons: 1
Coding region: 469-1221 (250 amino acids)
Source: RefSeq, a predicted model, not a curated record
GGCAUUCUCUCAAAGAAAUGAGGCAAAGAAUGCCAGCUGAAGAAGGCCUGAGAUUAUUUUGUGAUUGUAAGCAUCUCUUCAUUACCUAAGCUACCUAGGUAGUACAUUCGGUUUUUCUGGGCCUCUGUUGAAGGAGGGAAAAUUGGAUGGAACGUGAAUUACAGCUGGCAAAGCUUUGAGAUCACCUGCCAAUGACGUCGCCACUUACACCACGGGCAUGCUAGCAGCGGCAGGCAGUCAGCAAACGAACACCGAACACCUUGUGACCUUGGGUAAUUCAUUCGAAAGAAGGAGCGGGCAUCGGCGCAAUAUCGUACCGGAAGUCUGCAAAAGAGGGCCAGAACUUCCUUUGACACAUAUUCCACCUCUUGAACUACGUUCGCAGCUCACCAACUCCCCUCCAAAGCCAUCAUUGUCACCGUCAAUACAACUAGAUCCGAUCCUACAUUCAUUCAAAGAACACUCACGAUGGCUCCCAUCCAAGUCUACACUAAAUCCCCCAUCAACGCCGCCAAAGCCUCCGGCGCAACCCCGCAAACCGCCGCCCCAGCCGAACCCCCCAACAACAACCCCCCAGCCCACACAACUACCACCACCACAACCUCACCAUACCAACCCUCUCCCAACCCACCCCCAACACGAACCACCCCCUCCCAACAACAACAAGGCCCGCCUCCCCCACAACCAGGCGCAGUCCCGCGCCUCCCCGAAGCCACCGGCCUCCCAACCGCGACGUCCUCCGUCCCACCCCCGCCCCGCGCAGGCGCAGGCGCCGCACCCCCGGCACCGACCGCCGCGCCGACCCAGCCCCCGAGCGCCAGCGCCAGCACAACAACAGGCUACCCGCCGCCGCCGCUGCCCCAGAUGGGCAUCCCGCCACCGCAGACGGGGUACAACCAGCGCGGAACGAGCAGCAACUACGGCCCGGGGUCGGCGGCUUCAGGGGUGGGGUUGGGUAGCUUAGGCGGCGGCGGUGGUGGUGGUGGUGGUGGUAUGGGCUCGAUGUCGGGGCCGGCGGGGUAUCAGCAGAACGCGUCUGCGUCGGGGUAUGCGCCGCCGCCGCCGACGGCGUACCACCAGUCCGGGCGGGGCGGGGAGGGGGAUGGGGAUGAUGAGGAGGGUUUUUUGGGGUCGGCGAUGAAGCUUGCCAAGGCGGCGGGGGAGAGGCUGUCGGCGGCGGAGAGCGAGGUUUGGAGGAGGAUUAAUGAGGGGAGUAAAUAGGCGUGGGUGUGAGGAGAACUUCGAUGUGGGUGGGAGG